Onychostoma macrolepis is the source of this 1290-nucleotide messenger RNA. It is a transcript of the gene ppcs, whose product is annotated as phosphopantothenoylcysteine synthetase. Gene Ontology annotation, molecular function: phosphopantothenate--cysteine ligase activity. Gene Ontology annotation, cellular component: cytoplasm; nucleus. Gene Ontology annotation, biological process: coenzyme A biosynthetic process. Lineage: Eukaryota; Metazoa; Chordata; Actinopteri; Cypriniformes; Cyprinidae. The record is from RefSeq and is a predicted model, not a curated record. The transcript is spliced from 4 exons. Bases 142 to 1098 code for a protein of 318 amino acids.
CGCAUGCGCACGCGCUACCAUAAUAAGUUGUAGGAACUGCUCUUGCUGGUCUGUAACACACUAGGUCCAAGUUUAUUAGGUCAUUCGCAAGUGAAUUAUAGUCUUGCACGUAUUAUUUGUGAGUAAGCAAACAGGUUUAUAAUGGCCCACUGUGACCCCUCAGCCUCAAAGGCAGUGGAUGGAGGACUGUCUGAAGAGUUUGCGGUCCCCUCUCAUGUGGAGGAGGUCAAGAAACUCAUGGCAGAGUUUGCCGAACAGCACGGAUCGACUGGGCGCAGAGUAGUUCUCAUCACCUCAGGAGGAACCAAAGUUCCUCUGGAAUCCCGAACGGUACGGUUCCUGGACAACUUCAGCAGUGGUCGGCGAGGGGCCUCCUCUGCCGAGUAUUUUCUGGACUCGGGCUAUGCGGUGAUCUUUCUGCACAGGCAUCGUUCUCUCUACCCAUACACUCGUCUGUACACAGGGGUCAAUUUACUGGAUAGCUUACAAUUAGAGACUGGUAAGGAGGACGCUGGUCAGAUCCUGGUGGAUAAGAACGCACUUCCAAACAUUGCAAAGGUUCUAAAGCGCUAUCAGGCGGUGAAAGCUGCAGGAUUACUGCUGCCGGUGGAAUUCAACACCUUGUCAGAAUACCUCCAUCUACUCAAGGCAGCAGCUCAAGCAUUAAGCUCCAUAGGGUCCAAGGCUAUGUUUUAUUUGGCUGCUGCUGUUUCUGAUUUCUACAUCCCAGCAUAUGAAAUGCCAGAACACAAAAUUCAGUCUUCUAAUGGGCCACUUCAGAUAAGUAUGAAGAUGGUUCCCAAGAUGCUGUCCCCAUUGGUGAAGGACUGGGCACCUAAGGCAUUUGUCAUCUCUUUCAAGUUGGAAACUGAUCCCUCCAUCCUUUUGGAGCGAGCACGGCGUGCCUUAGAAACAUACAACCACCAGGCAGUGGUUGCGAAUGUUCUGGACACGCGCCGUGGUUAUGUGGUUGUUGUCACCAAGGAUACGCAACAAGAGCUAGUUCUCACAGAUGAGGAAGUGCAGAAAGAGGUAGAGAUUGAGGACAGGAUUGUCAGUAAUCUGACUGAAGCACACAGUCGAUUUAUGUCUCAAUAAGUAUGAAAAAACUUGCUGCGAUUUUGUAGCAUGCACUGUAGGCUCAAGGCAGAUCUGGGAUCAGUUUUUUUUUGUAUUGUAAUAACUGGUUCAAAUCUAAAUAGAGAAAGAGAUCCUGGAAAAUUGGCUUGUGUCGUUCAAAAAAUGACAUCUGUAAGUUCAGAAAAAAACUAAUAAAAAUCUAAUAAGUUC